CUGUCUCCAACCUCCAUCCCAUCCCAUCCCAUCCCAUCCCAUCCCAUCCCAUCCCAACCCCUCCCGUCCCAUCCCAUCCCAUGCUGUGUGUCCACUCUUGUCCCAUCCAGUCCCACCCUGUCCAUCCCACAUCUUGUCCCAUCACAUCCCACUCCAUGCAUGUCUCAUCCAGUUCUGUCCCAUCUCAUUCCAUUCAUCCUGUCCCACUGUAUCCUUCCGUAUCCCAUCUGCCCUGCCCCAUCCCAUCCCUGCCUGCUCUGGCACAGCCCUGGCACACCUUGGGGGGGGAAGCUGGUGACACUGAGCGCAGGGCAGGGCAGGAAACCCUUUUUGGUUUGUGGGAAAAGGGAGAGGACCAGUGGGAUGGGUCACCAGGGCUUGGGGGAGGACAGGGGUGUGACAGCAGGUGGGGACCCCCAAUUAAAGACCCCCUGUCCAGGCCCCUCUUGGGCUGUCCUGGGGGUCCACAACCCCUGUCCAGGGCUGAUCCAUUGGGAGGGGACACCAGGAGCAGCUCUGGAAUGGAGGGGGUUCCCUGCCAGGGCUUUGUGCAUCCCAGUGCAGAGGCCCUGUGGAGAUGGGUGUGGAUCACCAGGAGUGCUUAUUCCCAGGGGUGGACUGAGCAGGAUCGGGACACAGCCAUGUCCAGGGAGCGCUGUGUGCCUGUCACCAGCCGUGUGUGCACACCCAGAGCACCCGUGUGUGACCACAGAGGGACACUCGUGUGUCCCCACGGUGUCUCCGUGUGCUCAGGGCGGUGCUCAGCCUUGCCCUUGGCAGCACCCACCCUCCUCAGCCUGGAUCCCACAGGCUGCUCCUUCCCUGAGCUCUUUUCCCUCUCCCUCUUUCUCCCCACCAUCUCCAGCAUCUCCAUGCCCAUGUGGGGCAGCCCCAUUCCACAGAGUGGCUCCAGAGUGUGGAGAAUUCACUGGGGUCACUCAGAGCCAUGGGGAAUUCACUGGGGUCACUCAGAGCAUUGGAGAGUUCACUGGGGUCACUCAGAGCCAUGGGUUGGGAUGGCUGAGGGACCCUGGCACUCCCUGGUCUCUGUGGACCCCAAGUGCCACAUCCCCAUGGUGGCUCUGACCUAA
This is a messenger RNA of Vidua macroura (Pin-tailed whydah), 1091 nucleotides long. RefSeq lists its product as uncharacterized. Lineage: Eukaryota; Metazoa; Chordata; Aves; Passeriformes; Viduidae. The record is from RefSeq and is a predicted model, not a curated record. The transcript has 3 exons. The coding region runs from base 81 to 1091 and encodes 336 amino acids.